Penicillium canescens is the source of this 1332-nucleotide messenger RNA. RefSeq lists its product as uncharacterized. The record is from RefSeq and is a predicted model, not a curated record. The coding region runs from base 1 to 1332 and encodes 443 amino acids. NCBI's taxonomy places the organism in Eukaryota, Fungi, Ascomycota, Eurotiomycetes, Eurotiales, Aspergillaceae. The transcript has a single exon.
AUGUACUCGUGGCACCAGCGCCUUAGCUCCUGGGCCCAGGGCACAGGGCUCAAGAUCGAUGCCCUCGGUCUCGUCACGCUCCUUGGAGCGGAGGAAAUGGAUCGCAGCAUUGGGCGACUCGUCCCAAGCCUGUAUCUUGACUAUCUACCGUUACUGGGAGCCUUCGUGGUGGCCGGCAACCGCUUCGUCGUGAAGAAGCCCGGGUCCGCUCUCUGCAACAUUUCGGGCGGCAUCAUGACAACAGAACUAGCAGGCUGGUUCUCGCGCUGGCUCCAGACGCAGUCAUUCAACCAGGUCCGCAGUAUUGUCACCUGGGAGGUCGGAGAGAGGCCGCGCAGAUGGACGUCAUUCAUCGUCGGCUUUCUGCUUGUCGGGUUGCCGGUGCACGGUGUGCUUAUUGCGCUGACUGUUCUGGCGAGGGAUUGGUGGGGAUUUGCUAAUGUCAUAUCCAUGAUAGCCUCGGUGGCAUUGAGGUGUUUCCAGGUGGCACAGAACCAGGCCGGGAUCGAUGCGAAUAUCCGAAGAGCCCAAGAAGAAGCUGAGAAAGAAAGCAAAAGAUACCCAGCCAAGCGGGCUGAAUAUGAGAAAUCAAUGGCAAUAUUCGAGGAUCUUUACCAACAGGGAAAAGAGAAAAAUGUUGAGCCACCCAUCGAACCUCAAGACCCGUACGCAAUCGCCAAGGUGAUUGUCGUGACAGAGGACUCGAAGGUCGUCACUCUCGUUGUCCCGGGGUACCUGCCAAAGCUAGCAUUUGCCAUCAACCCUCAGCCGCCAAACCCGUAUUUGUAUGAGGCAUGCCAAUGGGCCGGCUGGGUCUUCUUCGCCGUGCAUGUCGUCAGCAUCGGCAUGGCCGGCUUGUAUACACAGAUUGUCACAGUAGCGGUGAUCAUUGUCACCACAGUUCUCGUUGCCCACAGAGUUGGCUGCGAGGACUCACGCAUAUGGGAAGCCAUUCGCAAUCAAUGGAGCCACAGUGAUGAAACAGAACCGAGAAGCUGCUGGGUCAGUUCAACCCUAAAAGCCACCGUGUCUACCUAUCCUGAGAGGUACAUGGAUUGGCCAGAGCUGGAGAAAAGUAAACCAACCACCGUGCAAGUGGUCUUGGAGAAAGAUUUCAUGCAACAAAGACUCAGUGCAACUCCUUUGGGCAGCUUGGAAAGUAGUUCAGCACCCAAGAAAGCAGAACGUCGCCAGGAUCUGCUUGCUUGGUUGGACUUGACGACGGAGCAGGACAAAUCUCUCAUUGCGUGGGGGCUAAUCCCGCAUAGUCGAGAAUGGCAGAGUAUAUACAACAGGAAGAAAGAGGCUCACCGGAGGAGAGUUGGGGUAUAA